AUGAUAUCGGGACGGGUGCUGUAUAGACCGGCUGGUCGGCGUGGGGUCGGUCCGCUACCACUAGCUGCCACAACUUAUGCUCUUAGGCGCCGCUCGCCCUCGAUCACGGCGCUCGGCCAGCCAAGGCGUCUGAUUCGGAGAUGGGAGAGCACAUCAGGAGCUGUAGGAAGUGAUAACUCGGGUCAUAUCGACACCCAGCCCAACGAGUCAAUCCUCUUCUUUGACAAUAUCUUCCCCCUCAAGCUCAGCUCGGUGUUGCUCUGGAGAGCUUGGGAGACGAAUGAACUACUCAGGCGAUUCAACAGCGCAUCCUUAAGUUUCCUCGACCCCAUUGGCCUCGUCAAGCGGGCAAUCCCCGAAAGCGCCCCUAUUAAGGUUACCGAAAUCAUCCCCCGGCUCAAAGAAGGCGGGGCCUACGUCAAGUUUACCUAUCCUGAUAGCAUAUCACCCGCAGACAUAGAAGAUCAACUCGUUAAAUACCACGAGAAAACACCCAUCAAACCGUGGUUCAACCCCUUUCGUACUAUCAAGUCGCGCCUUGUUCUCGGCCGGCCAUGGUUAGAGGACCUGUACCGCCUUCCGAAGAGCCGUCUCAAGAUCGAGUUUGUGCCCGCCAAAAACUCCGAACCGCCAACCGAGUUGUCACAGGAGUCCCUGUACAGUCUGUUUCGCCGAUAUGGGAAGAUAUCUGACAUAACCUCUCAAGCCCCGGACUCCAAGGUCCUGCCCAAGUUUGCCUAUGUUGACUUCGUCUUGGUUCGGGACGCCAUUCUAGCCCGCAACUGCAUCCAUGGGUUUGUCCUUCAAGAAGAAGGGAGCAAGAGCCUAACCCGCCUGCGCUUGUCGUACGAACAAAGAGUAAAGGCCCAUCACAUCUGGAAUUGGGUCACCGGCCACCCGCGGAUUGUCAUCCCCGUAAUUGCUGCCUUUUUGGCUGCCUUUACCGUUGCCGUUUUCGACCCGAUCCGCGAGUUUUUUGUUAAGCGGCAAACCUCUGACAUCCUGGCCUUCCGCAAACGGGGAGACGAUGACGCCGGCCUAAGUGCCUUAUUUACCCACCGGAAAGACCUGAUCGACUCGAUACAAAAUAACUUACUCGAGACCGUUGGUACAUUCAUCGUGGUUCAAGGCCCGCGUGGUUCUGGCGGGCGGGAACUUGUUAUGGACCAAGUACUCGAGGGGCGCCGCGACGUGCUGGUGGUAGACUGCAGACAGGUGGUAGAAGCUCGCGGCGAGGCGGGAACAAUAAGGAAGCUGGCUAACCAGGUUGGCUAUCGUCCCGUCUUCUCCUGGGCCAACAACCUCAGCAGCAUGGUCGACUUAGCCAUUCAGAGCACUACAGGAGUCAAGGCCGGGUUCUCGGAGAACCUCGAAUCCCAAGUCACCAAGAUCCUUCAGACCACCGCCGAGGCCCUCAAGGAUGUUUCGCUCGCUCGCAGGAAGCGCGAUAAGGACGCGAAUCUCACAGACGAUGCCUAUUUGGAGGCACACCCCGAGAGGCGGCCCGUCAUCGUGAUAGACAACUUCCUACACAAGAGCGAGGAGAAGGGCAUCGUCUACGACAAAAUCUCGGACUGGGCUUCGGCUCUCGUACAAGCGAACAUCGCCCACGUCAUCUUUCUGACUACCGAUACAUCAUAUUCCAAGCCGCUUUCGAAGGCACUUCCGGAUCGUGUUUUCCACCAGAUCACCCUGGGCGACCUAACCCCCGAAGUAGCAAAGCACUUCGUAGUGUCACAGCUCGAAACAGACGAAGAUGCCGACGAGAAAAAGAACGGCGCGUCUCCCGCCAUUAGCGAGAGGAAACUUCGGAGGGACCUCCAGGAACUAGACGAGUGUAUCGAUGCCUUAGGCGGCCGCCUAACUGACCUACAAGUCCUGGCCCGCAGACUUAAGGUUGGCCAGAGCCCGAAGAAGGCCGUCUCAGACAUCAUCGACCAGAGCGCGUCCGAGAUCUUGCGCAUGUUUCUCCUCACCAACAAGGGUGCCGGCUCCGGCGACAAGAAGUGGUCAACUGAGCAGGCCUGGUACCUGAUCAAGCAAAUCGCCUCCAAGGAAAGCCUACGCUACAACGAAGUUCUGCUCUCCGACACCUUUGCCUCGUCCACCACUGCUGACGCCAGCAACGCCGAGGCUGCCCUCGAGAGCCUCGCUAAUGCCGAGCUGGUCACCAUCAAGUCACACCACGGCCGCCCCGCCACCAUCCGCGCCGGCAAGCCUGUCUACCAGGCAGCGUUUAACAGGCUGCUGGACGACGCCGUGGUCAAUGCACGGAUGGACCUAGCUGUGCUAACUGAGCUAGCCAAAAUUGAGGCCAAGAAAAUCGACAAGGCCGAGGGAGAGCUCAGCGUGCUUGGAAGUCUGCCUUCGCAACCAUACCAGACUGCCGACCGGGUUAACUACCUCUUGGCGAAGCUGCAGGGAAGCCAGGAGAAGAUCGUGGCGUAUGAGAAGGAGAUGGCUGGCUUGAAAAAGGUGCUGUCCGAGGAGGCUUGA
Messenger RNA from Chaetomium globosum CBS 148.51, 2496 nucleotides. RefSeq lists its product as uncharacterized. NCBI's taxonomy places the organism in Eukaryota, Fungi, Ascomycota, Sordariomycetes, Sordariales, Chaetomiaceae. Gene Ontology annotation, molecular function: RNA binding. Gene Ontology annotation, cellular component: mitochondrial inner membrane. The transcript is spliced from 4 exons. Bases 1 to 2496 code for a protein of 831 amino acids. The record is from RefSeq and is a predicted model, not a curated record.